Drosophila melanogaster (fruit fly) is the source of this 851-nucleotide messenger RNA. RefSeq lists its product as uncharacterized. Bases 231 to 719 code for a protein of 162 amino acids. Gene Ontology annotation, molecular function: nucleic acid binding; ribonucleoprotein complex binding; zinc ion binding. Lineage: Eukaryota; Metazoa; Arthropoda; Insecta; Diptera; Drosophilidae. The record is from RefSeq and is marked reviewed. Gene Ontology annotation, cellular component: nucleus; cytoplasm. The transcript is spliced from 2 exons.
CUUCAGUUAUCGAUAAGAAACCAAUCGGCCGGGGACCGUCGCCAACAUUCUAUGUGCGCAUUAAAUUAACUUGUUACCUUUAAAACCCUCGUUUCUUAACCAAAAAAAGGUUUUAGGAAACACCUAGCAGCAGCAGCAGAAUCUAAAACCCCAUUGGCAACCAAAACACGUGCCAAAACAAACGAUUAAAUUUUCCGUAAAAGUUGUAAAUAUAAAAAAAAGUCAGCAAGAUGGGAAUGGUAUCGAAACGCAAGAAGAUGCACUAUGGCGAUACCCAUCUGCAGAGGAGAUGGCGUGUGCGGAAUCGACGUCGUGAUCUCGACCAGAUCGACGACGAUCUGCAGACCCGGAGCGGUGAACUGAUCAAUCAGAAUGUGGAUCUCGACAAGCCGGGAUUCGCGCAGUUCUACUGCGUGCACUGUGCCAAGUACUUCAUCGAUGACACCGCCAUGCAGGCACAUUUCCGCACCAAGGUGCACAAGAGGCGUCUCAAGGCCCUAGAGAUCGAGCCGUACAGCAUCGAGGAGGCGGAACGCGCCGCGGGACGUGGCAGCUUCGUGAAGCCCAAGAAGCGGGCGAUGGAAACGCAGCCAUCGAAGGAGGACGUGGUCGCUGGCAAGAGGAUCCGAGUGGAAGUGGUGCCCGAGGAUACAGAUGCCACCGAUUCGCCAUCGACGUCCAAAACGAAGCGCAAGAAAGUCGAGAAAAUGGAGACAUAGGCGAGGAGGAUGAACCAAUCUAUUGAUCUAGCUUAGUUUUUAAGGCCCUCGGGGACAGGACUUUCUUCACCCCCCUCCCACAGAACUCUGUUUACCUCCAAUUGCUUUCUUUAAAUACAUUUUUUUUCCAAC